Messenger RNA from Centropristis striata (black sea bass), 1276 nucleotides. Its product is annotated as 5-hydroxytryptamine receptor 3A-like. Gene Ontology annotation, cellular component: membrane; synapse; neuron projection. Lineage: Eukaryota; Metazoa; Chordata; Actinopteri; Perciformes; Serranidae. The coding region runs from base 59 to 1276 and encodes 405 amino acids. The transcript is spliced from 9 exons. Gene Ontology annotation, biological process: chemical synaptic transmission; nervous system process; regulation of membrane potential. The record is from RefSeq and is a predicted model, not a curated record. Gene Ontology annotation, molecular function: neurotransmitter receptor activity; transmembrane signaling receptor activity; extracellular ligand-gated monoatomic ion channel activity.
CUGCAGUACUCGGGAUGUUUUAAGAUACUUGAACUUGACCAAAAACAUUGAGAACUCCAUGGCUCGGCCUGAUAGAUAUGGAUCACCCACAGAAGUAAAACUGGAUGUUCACUUCGGUGCCAUUCUUGAUGUGAACGAGAAGGACCAGAAAUUUGUUUCCUCCCUUUGGAUUCAUUCGGAAUGGGAAGAUGAUUCCCUUACCUGGAAUUGUGAUGACUCCUGUGAUAUUUCUGGAAUUCCUCUUUCUACUAAAUUAGUGUGGACGCCAGAUCUUACAAUUGAAGAGAUGAUAAAUAUGGAAAAUACCCUGCCAAGUCCUUAUGUCUGGGUUAACUGUAGUGGUGCAGUCCAUCAAAGGAUCAAAAUGGUGGUGACCAGCAGCUGCAAGAUGGAAGUUUACAAAUUUCCUUUUGAUGUUCAGAGUUGCAGCCUGACUUUCAAGUCUGUCGUACACUAUGCCAAGGAGAUGACACUUGAAAUGUGUGACACCAAUCGGACCAUAGAAAGGACUAAGAAGAUUAUGCAGACAGGGUCAGAGUGGCUGUUUGUCGACCUAAAAACUGAUAACAAAACUAUGGAACGAACAAUAUUGAUUUACACUAUCAUCAUGAAGAGGCGGUCCGUCCUCUACAUCGCCAACUUCUUGCUCCCGGUCCUGUUCUUCUUCUGUCUGGACUUGGCCUCCUUCCUGAUCUCAGAGACUGGGGGAGAGAAGCUCAGCUUCAAGGUCACUGUGCUGCUCGCUGUAACUGUGAUGCAGCUUAUUCUCAAUGAGAUUCUGCCCUCCUCUUCAGACAGCGUUCCACUUGUUGCUGUCUACUGCAUUGGGAUGUUUGGUUUGAUGAUGAUCAGCCUCUUUGAGACUAUUUUGGUGAUGUAUCUGAUGGGGAAAGACAACGAGGCAGAUGAAGACCAAAGACCAAAGAGUGAUGAUUGUGAAGAUAAACGGAGCAAAGUCAGCUGCUGCUGUAAAGAGCUGAAGAAAUGGACUCACUGUGCUCGUGUCUGUGAUGUGUCUGUUGAUGAACCUCCAUCUGAACUGCUGUCAGCAACCAAAGAGGGUAACAGCAGUGAACUGACGGAGGAGUCCGUUGCCUUGGAGAAGGUCUCAGAUGAGCUGAAGGAGGUGAUUCAGCUCCUUAACAGCAGGGAGGAAGCAGGAAAGCUCGGCUACUGGACCAGAGUGGCUAAAACAAUCAACAAAGUUUUUUUCAUUUCCUAUGUCACAGUGGCCAUUGUGUUUUUAGUUGUUAUCUUUUCAUUAUGGAACAGUUAA